CGCGCUUGGGAGGCUCCUGUCAGAGCGGCGAGCGCGGCGCCCAGGGCGGCUCUCGGGCGGCCGCCGCUGCCUCGUGUGUCGCGGCGUGUGGCCCACCGGCGGCCUUCCCGGGCAGCAGGAGUUAGCGGCGGGAUGUGCUCGGCCGGGGAGCUGCUGCGGGGCGGCGGCGGGGAGCUCGACGAGGACGGGGACACGGACACGGUGGCCGAGCGGGCGGCGGCGGGGACGGAGCAGGAGCCCGGGGCGAGCCCGCCGCGGCGCGGGCGGCGGCAGGAAGAGGCCGAGCAGGAUAUUGAAGAAUCACAGAACCAUACUGGCGAGCCUGUUGGAGAUGACUACAAAAAGAUGGGAACUCUUUUUGGUGAACUGAACAAAAGCCUCCUCGACAUGGGCUUCACCAGGAUGUAUUUUGGAGAACGAAUUGUGGAACCAGUAAUAGUCAUUUUCUUCUGGCUUAUGCUGUGGUUCCUUGGUCUACAAGCCCUUGGACUAGUUGCUGUUCUUUGCCUUGUCAUUAUUUAUGUGCAACAGUAAAACAUGGCCAAAUGAGUCGUUGGACAUUUAGUAGCCAUGUAUGUAAUUGAUAGAGUUACACAUUUUGGCUUUUUGAAAGCCAAAAGGUUUGACUUGUUCCAGAUUGUGUGCUGGCAGCUUUGUAAUUAAAUUUGUAAAUGGAUGUUGUUUAAAACUAAACUAAACUCUUUGUUAUAACAGGCUGAAUAUAUAUUUUUGAAUAUACAUUAGCUUAUUCAAAAUUCUUGUUUCACUAUUGUGAUUUAUACUCAUUUUUAGACACCUCUGUCCACUUGCCAAAUCUUAAAUAGCAUCACCAAACAGUAAGCAGGGGAAAAAAUAGAGUAUGGAGUUCAAAUCAAGCCAUAUAGUUCUUAUAAAGAGUUUCAUUAACAAUUUUACAAGAAAAAGGAGGAUACAAGCUAAAAAACAAGUUUUUAUUGGAAAUCUGUUCUACCACUACCCCAUCAAAUCGUCCCAUUUUAUUUGGAAUAUACUUAUCUUUCUGUUGUCCCUGCUCAACCCAAACCAAGGUAAAUGGAUAAUUACCUCACACUACCUUAACAUUGUGGUGAAAAUGAACAAAGCCAGCACAUUUUCUAAAGAUUGAAAGGAAUAUAUUUAUUAUUGCUGGAGAAAGUUCUCAGGUUAAAUAUAACAUUUUUAUAAUGUAAUACUCGGACCUGGAAUUUCUUCAGUACAUUAUUUGAAGUUUUAGGUAAUCUUGGUGCUAAUUACUUUUUGUGACUUUUUUAAGUCUUUUAAGCCAAGUCCACAGUUGGCUACACCCUAUGGUAAUUAAUGCCUGUCUUCUUGUAUGUAACCAGUUACAUAUUUUUCCUAGAGAGGCAUUUUCAGUGUAUUUUUUUCAAAAAUUUAUAAUUUUUAUAGUUCUUUUAUAACAAUUAUUCUGAGAUUUAAAACAGUGUAUUUCCUAUCUUGGGAUGGAUUUUUCCAAAAAAUUGAUUUAUAUUUUAUUAUAAUUAUUUAAAAAUCAGAUCAUUUUUUGACAGCUAUUGGAAAGUACUACAGUAUAAAAUCAGAUGCUUAAAUUUGGAACUUAACAACCAAUUGUGAUAUUUUUCUAAAGCAAAAUCCAAGUCAAUAAUUGGCUAGCUAUGCUAUUAAUGUGUCUUAACAUGGCACAAUGUGUCUUAACGUGGGUUUUAUAUUGAACUAAGCAGUUCUUUUUAGAAACUGGCUUUAGUGACAUUUUGUUAGAGAACUUAAAAUCCUUACAAUUUUGUCUAAUAGAUUAUUUGAGCAAAAGAGUUAAUUAUCUAGGAAUUCAAGUUAAAUAAAGGAAAAUAGGGUAGUGGGACAUUUUUCUUUGGUAGGGCAGUAACCAAAGCAUGUAGAAUAUUUACCAUUUUGCUUUGUCAAGUUUUUAUCCAGUUCAGUUUUAAAAGUGCAUUCUAUGAGUUUUCAGUAUCUUCCAUCCUGAAGCAGAAAAUAACAAAAAACAUUUAAUUUAAAUUUCUAAAAUCAGAUAAUCCUAAACAGAAGUACCAAUCAAGGGCACUAAAAAAGUAUUGUGCAUUUGUACAAAUACAGUCCUUUAAAAUUUUAACUUUUAAAAACAAAAACUUUGUAGUAUAUCAAUGUGUUUUUAUUGGGUUUGCAAUAUUUUAUAGUAACUUUUAUGAGCUCAGUGUAGGUGGAAAUUGUUUUCAUUUGUAUACAGUAGAAUCGCAAAGUUUUCAAUAGAAAUUUUGUAUGUCCACAUAAAAUAUUAAUAAAUGUAUUCUUUUCUAAUACGAUCAGGAAUUUUAAGUUCCCUUUGGAGUGCAAAAAAAAGAAAGAUAAAGUGUACAUAAUAGCAUCUCUGGUUCUACCAGUGCUUAUUGUUUAAAAUAUUUUAAAAAUAAGUUUCAGUGGUUAUUAUUUAGUUUGCUGUCAAUACUGUCCAUCUGCACACUGAUGUUAAUAAGGUAUGUGUUAAGUUAUAUAAAGAAAUAAGGAAAAUUUCGCUGCUCUCUUUUUACAUAAAUUAUUAGUUUGUGCAGUAGUAGUGUCCCAUAAAAUCUUUUGGUUGGAUAAGGGGAAAAAGCCAGACUUUCCUGAUUUGAUGAAGACAAAAUAUCUUCCUUUAUGAAAUAUAUUAGAAUGCAGAUUGUUUGUACAAAUAUCCUGAAAGAAAAAUGGUAAUUUCUCCGCCUUGUGGUAUAAGAAAUUAGAUUAAAAACAAUUCUCAGUCAUUUCGAUCUUAAAUAUACGUCAAUUAUAGAAACAUAUUGCUUAUGAAUAAAGAAAUAGAAGUUACAAUGUUAAGGUUAUUAGAUUACUGAUGUAUUCAAAGCUCAAACUGUCAGCCCUUAAUUCAAAGGAAAAAAGGUCAACAUCUAUAAAUAAACUGACUAUACCUGAUAUCAAUUUUCCUUAAAGUAAAAAUUCGGUAUGUUGUUGAAUUUAGUCUUCUUGUAUCUUAAGCUGUCAUCUACAAGACACUUGCCCAUACCUCAUUAUAUUUCAC
Molecule: messenger RNA, 2986 nt
Organism: Castor canadensis (American beaver)
Lineage: Eukaryota; Metazoa; Chordata; Mammalia; Rodentia; Castoridae
Gene: Fam241a
Product: family with sequence similarity 241 member A
Cellular component (GO): intracellular membrane-bounded organelle
Source: RefSeq, a predicted model, not a curated record